This is a messenger RNA of Arxiozyma heterogenica, 2856 nucleotides long. It is a transcript of the gene RRN6, whose product is annotated as Rrn6p. Gene Ontology annotation, molecular function: RNA polymerase I general transcription initiation factor binding; RNA polymerase I transcription regulatory region sequence-specific DNA binding. Gene Ontology annotation, biological process: nucleolar large rRNA transcription by RNA polymerase I. Gene Ontology annotation, cellular component: RNA polymerase I core factor complex. The record is from RefSeq and is a predicted model, not a curated record. Bases 1 to 2856 code for a protein of 951 amino acids. The transcript has a single exon. Lineage: Eukaryota; Fungi; Ascomycota; Saccharomycetes; Saccharomycetales; Saccharomycetaceae.
AUGAAUAUUCCUGGAAUACCGAGUCGACAGUCUAUUGGUCAUCAAUUGACAUCCGGUGUUCAUGGGCCAGGACUUUUACAAAUAGACCAAACUGAUAACAAACUUGCUAAAUGGGUCCAACCACAAUUCAAUAGCUCGUUAUAUAAGCAUUUUAAAUUUCGAUUGAGAAAGGUUAGUGAAGAUUUUACAAAGUUGUUUACAAAAUCAAAUAAUGAACCUUUGAAAAAUAAGAAAUAUUAUAUCUCCGAAUUAAGAGAAAGUGACUUUGAAAAUGAAAGUGAUGUUGAAAAUGAUGGUAUUGACGAUUUUUUAGAUGCCGAUACUAUUAUUGAGAGAAAUACUUUAUUGAAUGAUCAAGGAUCUUUGAAAAACUCAGAAAAUAGUAAUAAUAAUAGUGACAAUAUUCAAACGCAGCAACAGUCUAAUUUAGAAAAUACUGGUGAUAAGAGUUUUCAAAUGAUUAACUGGAAAUCACUUAUACCACCAAUGGAAAAUGCUAGACCAAAAAUAUUUAAAGAUAUAAGAUUUACUAAAUAUAAUUCUAAUCUUAGCAAUAAUAUAUCAUCAACAAUGUUAAAUAAAAGAUUAGAUAUUGACAAACCACGUAAUGAUUAUAUUCCUUCUAACAUCAUCAAAGAAUUAGAUGAAACAUAUGAGAUUAAAGAAAUAGAUUCUAUUAAGAAUAAAGCUAAUAGGUUCAAAGUAUUUGAUCUUUCAGAUGGUGAUCUAAUAGCUUCAAAUAUGGUUAGAACAAAAUUUAUUGAAUAUGAUGCUCAAAAAAAUAUCAUCGUAUAUAUCACAGGGAAAUCCUUCUCGAAAGUCGUUUUUGCUGUCUUAUCUGAAUCUGAUUCUAAUGAUAAAUUUUCCUUCAAAAUAGAUUCAAGGUUCCCAAGAAAAGUGUUCAACAUCGAUACAAAAGUUAAAUGUAUAAAAUUUGCUUCAAUCUCACAUGAAAAAUUCACUAUGAAAGACUAUGUGGCUAUUCUUACAGAGAAUAUGUUAACAGUUAUUAAAAUAGAUAAUGUACAAUUAAGUCGAAAAAUUGGAAAAUUCGACUGUUCACUCUGGCUAACUUUGCCAUUAAGCAGUUUUAGUGAUUUUCCAUUUGCAGAUAUUAGUUUUAACCCAUGGAAAGAUGGGCAAUGUGCGUUGAUCGAUAUAAAGGGAAAUUGGUUCAUUUAUGAUAUACCCGUUGUACAAUCAGAUAGACUUCGUUGUAACCUAAGUGGAGACAUGAAUAUUAUACCGAAAUAUAAAGGGACGAUAUUUGAUCCAACAGAUUUAUUGUCAUUUAAGAGAAUAGUAUGGUCAUCGGUUGAAUCAAGGUUAUUACUUGUCACAUCAUCAAAGAUAGUAGAAAUUGACAUAAAAGAAAAGUGGGAAAGAGAAAUUAUAGAGGCCGUCUCAUGGUCUGAAAUAAGAGAAUUUAAAAAUAUGGCAUUCAAUUUAAGUAUAUUAUUGACAUCUAAAGAAGUUAUCAUAGUUGACAAAAAUUACAAUGACAGUGUUGUAAGGAGGGUAAUUUCCUGGAAACAUGAUUUGAAUCCAGAUGACAAGACUUAUAAAUUCUCUUUACAUUACAUUAAAUUUAAUGAUGCUACUUUUAUCUUUGUAGCAAUAUAUUCUAAAAUUGAAAAUAUAAUAUAUGGGCACUCUUUUCUUUAUCAAGGUAAGAAUAUUUGGUCCAUUGGAGAAGACACAAUUGUUAAUAUUCCUGAAAUAUUUAAAGGUAUCAAAACGAUAUGUGAUACACAUCAAACUUUUAACGGAAAUUUUAGCAUUGGUAAUCUGAAGAUAAAUUUAAUAUUAAGGGGAGUUGACUCUCAAACAAUUUAUAAAUAUCUUUUAGAUGUAAAAGGUACAGAUAACAUUGGAGAUAUAGGAGAUUUUUAUAGAAGUAAGAAUAAUAGUGAGUUGUAUGGCAAAUUGCUUAAACCUUAUAAAAAAGUCUCUGAAGUCACUUUAUCAUUACUUAAUAGUAUUACAUAUGAGCCGCCAGAAGGAUAUGAUAAAUCAAAGGAUGAUGAAGUUUUAGAAAAAUAUGGGUACUCAUUGUCAAAAUCCUUGAACAAACUGCUAAAAAGUAUGGCAUUUGGCAACUAUUCAGAAUUACUAACAUCAAUAGAUAAGCCUUUAGGAUAUUUCGAAAAUUUAACAGAAUAUGCAUCAUUAUUAGAUCAAUUCAUCCACCAUUAUAAAGAUCAAAGGAUAUCCUUUAAUGAUCUUAGUAUACUAUUUACUGUAUUAUUAGCUGAACCCAUUCAUGAUAUUGAUAUAUUUCAUAGUAAGAUUUUGCAAUGUUGGGAACCUGUCACAUCAAGUGCUGAACAUUUAACAAGAGAAAUAGUAAAAAGUUUAGUUACAGGUUUUGUUAGAUAUUUGAAAUUAGAUGUCUAUGAUGAAAUGUAUCAAAAUUUAGAAGAGUCUUUGGAUGAGGAUCACAAAUCUAUAUUUAAUUCUUGGGGAGAUGAAAAUGAUGAUUAUAUGGAUGAUAUGGCUAAGAUGUCUACUGGUUUUAUGAGCAGUCAGUCACAUAUAUUCACUAAAGAUUCACAACCAAUGAUUCCAGUUGUGAGUUUUUCACAAAAAAAGAAGUCUAAAAGAUCUGGUGCAUCGAUAUGGAAGGUUAGUAAAACUACAAAUAUUUCCGGUCUUUCUCAUAAUAGGGAACAUUCUUCGACAUCUUUCAACAGUUCUCAGGUUUCUAGUUCUCUUCCUAACAAUAUGACGCCUGCAUUUUCUUUGACUCAACAGCCUCCAAUAUUGUCACAAGGUUUCAUAACACCCAAUGCAUCACAAGAGACAUAUUCUCAAAAACAGAAAAAAAGAAAGAAGAAAGUGGGUGGUUUUAAUUGA